GUAGGCGCAGUCCCCGAGUUCUCGUUAACCUCAUGUUCUACUUGAAACCAAAUUUCACGAAAUUAGCUAAUAUACUCUCAUUUGUUAACUCGAAAGACCGUCAUAGUCGAGUUGAUGGACCUUCUCUGCGAACUUACGAAUUCUCCGGACGUAAUACACUACUCAUAAGGUCGCUGAAAACUAUUCGACAGCAUUCAGCAACCUUACGAGUAAUGUGUUACAUCUGGAAAACGACUCACUACGUCUUUAUGAAGAAAACUUCUCACAAAGUUGCUCAAAACUACUUGACAGCGCAUGAUCGAUUUUACCCUUCCUGGGGCUCAUCAGGUAGGUGCAGUUCCCGAGUUUCCGUCAACCUUAUGUUCAUGUUCUACUUGAACUCAAAUUGCACUGUUUUCGAGAAAUACGCUCAUUUGCAAAUCAAUUUCGUUUUCACGAGAGACUCAACUGAAUCUCUCGUUUAUGGUAUUCUACAACUGAAUGUGCUGCAUACACGCGGCCUCAUGAUUUUACGUAAUCAUUCAGGUGCGUCCAACAAACGCUGGUUGAACAGUGGUAACAUACUCGCCUGGCAAAUUAGAUGUCCGGAGUUUAAACUUCAAGAAUACGCCCCACUGUUAGGGAGUGAGAUGACUCAGUGGUUAAAGCGAAAAUUUACUGACCGGAUGGUCCGUGGUUCGACAUCUGCCUCUCAACUUCCCCUGUCUAGUGUUGUCCAACCUGGCAGUAUCCCAGCCCUCGUGCUUCUUUCCGGUGGCACGGCAGCUAGGCGCCAGAAGCGUGUUACAGCUGAACGAUUUUUUUCAUUUUAUUGGCAUGAUAUUCGAGAUAUCGCAGUAUAUUUUCAUGAAGAAAACUACUCACAAAGUUGCUGGAAACUCUUCGAGAGCCCACAACCGGUUUCGCCCUUGUUGGAGCUCAUCA
Molecule: messenger RNA, 924 nt
Organism: Opisthorchis viverrini
Lineage: Eukaryota; Metazoa; Platyhelminthes; Trematoda; Opisthorchiida; Opisthorchiidae
Exons: 5
Source: RefSeq, a predicted model, not a curated record